Myotis brandtii (Brandt's bat) is the source of this 1083-nucleotide messenger RNA. It is a transcript of the gene AKIRIN2, whose product is annotated as akirin 2. The record is from RefSeq and is a predicted model, not a curated record. Gene Ontology annotation, molecular function: transcription coregulator activity. The transcript has 5 exons. Bases 20 to 409 code for a protein of 129 amino acids. Gene Ontology annotation, biological process: positive regulation of innate immune response; positive regulation of transcription by RNA polymerase II. Gene Ontology annotation, cellular component: nucleus; chromatin. NCBI's taxonomy places the organism in Eukaryota, Metazoa, Chordata, Mammalia, Chiroptera, Vespertilionidae.
AGAGCGGGACUGCGGCAGGAUGGUGGAGCCAGAACAAAUUCUGUACAACAUAAAACAAGAGUAUAAACGCAUGCAGAAGAGAAGACAUUUAGAAACUAGUUUUCAACAGACGGAUCCAUGUUGUACUUCUGAUGCACAGCCAAAUGCAUUUCUCCUCAGUGGACCAGCUUCGCCAGGGACUUCAUCUGCAACAUCCUCACCUUUAAAAAAAGAACAGCCCUUAUUCACCCUAUGGCAGGUUGGGAUGAUCUGUGAACGUUUGUGGAAAGAACGUGAAGAGAAAGUUCGAGAAGAGUAUGAAGAAAUACUGAACACAAAACUUGCAGAACAGUAUGAUGCAUUUGUGAAGUUUACGCAUGAUCAAAUAAUGCGACGAUAUGGAGAACAGCCUGCUAGUUAUGUUUCAUGAAUCACAUUUUCUGCAUCUGUGGGCUGCCUUGUUCCUUGUUGAAUUGUUGCAAGAGGUCCCAAUUAUGACAUGCAGCAAUGCAAAUACCCCCCUGUGAAUACAGGUUAUUUCAAGCUUUCGUCAGUGACAAUUACUCUUAGGCAGCAACUGGUUUUGGAAAUUUCCCUGAUGUCAGUACCACCUGGAUAUGGACCUUUGCUACCUGUAUUAAUACCAGUGGUCUCACUUGCUGUAUCAUUACAAUUUGGCUUCUUAUAUUAAUGUUUGAAAGGAUUAGCGCUGGUAUUCUAAGAACAUGCCCUUCACUGGUUAUGUAAAUAAAACUGUAGAAUGACACUUCAGAUGAAGUUAGUGUGAUUUUAAUUGUGCACUACAACCAAGCUGUAACCAGUUAUUAAUAAUUUAGAAUGUAAUCCCAGGACAUUAUUAAGCAAAUAGCCUACAGUGCUUCCUGUGAAAUAGUGAAGGAGAAGGGCAUUUCUUCUCGGGGUUUCAAAAUGAAUUUAUAUGAUUUUCUCUCUCUCUUUUUUUUUUUUUUUUGGUAGUUUUUAUUUAUUCUAUCAGUCUUUUUAACAAAUGUUUAUUGCUGCAUUUCCCCCGCCCCCAGUGUAUCAUUGUUUUACUGCCCUUGUAGUACUGGAAUUUAGUUGGAAGAAUAAAACCUUUACUUCUAA